UUCAGAGGUGGGGGAAACUGAGGCUCGGAGAGGUUAAAUCGCUUGGCUAAGGUCGUCGGGCUCUUUCCCUGGCCCCCAGUCCAGUUCUGUCGCCAGGCGCCUGCCACCUCGGUCGGUCUCAGGAACAUCGCUUCACUGCUGGGUGUCUGGGGAACAUGGCAGGACUUCUCCGGAUUAUCUCAUGUGGAGGUGGGAGUGAGCCAACGGUCUCCAUGGCCAAGCCGUGUGCUCCAGCCGCCCUCCGUGGUCUGGAGGCCACGCCGGGGCGGAGAGCGGCCUCGCCCCAUUCCUCCACCGUGACUCGAACCCGCAGCGGCCGGAGCUGCCGGCCCCUUGCUGACCUCAGAACUGGCUGUCUCCAGGGCAGCUUGGGGAACGCCUCGGUCUGGGGGUUGGAAGCGUCCAGGGACCACUGCCCUCUGCUCAGUCUCCCCCAAAUCAGGGGUUCCUCCCCAGGGCCAGCAGCACACCCAGCCCAGCUGCCUGAGCCCAGGAGGUGCCCACACGGAGGGGGCCGUGAAGGGGCAGUCGAGGCUGGGGUGGAGGUCCUACCCCAGCAGCCCCUGGAAGGCUGUGCACAGUGGGAUGCAGGGCAGGGGGAGACCCUGCUGUCCUGUCACUUCUGCUGUUUCUAGGAGGGAAGGACCCUGAAGCUUCUGUCUGGCUGGGACCACCUCAACCCUCACCACCUGCAUGGGCCUUACCUGGCCUCCGGCCCCAGACUCUGUCCGGAAGUCACCCAGUCCACACAGCUCCGCCGGCCUCCUUGGAAACCCUUUCCAGGGACUCCGAGUUGAGAAGCUGAGGUCAGGACCCCGGCCCAGAGAUCACCGAGAUCAAGCAGCAACUCUGCGCCUCACUAGGAACAAGGCCCUGCCUGGGCAGGUGGAUGCCCCAUCCCAGAAUAGAUGCGUCCAGAAGCUCGGCCCUCUGCCAGGCAGCCACCUGCCCACGUGGACCUGCUUGGCCCUCUAUGGUAGGGCUGCAGGGGACCGGCAAGGGGGUGCCCACGCCACCCCUUGCUUGGGAUGCAGCUCAUUGGACCACCGUGCUGUGGCUGGCUGGAUAACGGCCUCCAAAGAUGUCCACGCUGUAAUCCCCAGAACCUGCACGUAUGUUCCCUUCCCUGGUAAAAGGGCUUUUGCAGAUAUCAUCUUGAUGUGGGAGAUGACCCCGGAUUAUCUGGGGGGCCUGGUGUCACCACGAGGGUCCUUGCAAGAGGCAGGAGGGGAGAGUCAGAGAAGGCCAUGUGGCCUUAAAAGCAGAGGGAGACAGUCAGAGAGAGACUUGAAGGUGCCACACGUGGAAGAUGGAGAGAAGGACCACGAGCCACAAAAGCAAAGCCUCUGGGAGCUGGGAAAGGUGAGGAACAUCCUCCCCUGGAGCUUCCAGAAGGAACCAGCCCUGCUCACGACCUGACUUCAGCCCAGGGAGACUGAUGUCAGCCUUCUGACCUCCAGAACUGUGAGGUAAUGAACUUGUGCUCCUUAAGCCAUGAAGUUUGGGGAAAUUUGUGAAAGCAGCUGCCAGAAACCCCCAGAGCUCCCAGGGCAGGUGGGGGCUCCGGCUGCCUUGGCGUCUACCCGCAGGACCUGUUCCCUCCCGCCGGGAGCCUUGCCAGGUGACGUUCUGGGAAAGUCCUUUUCAUCAAAGCCACUUCUUCCCGCCAGGCUCCAGGAGACCUGCUGGCUCAGGGCAGAGGGGCUGCUGGAGGGAGGAUUCCUGGGGCAACAGGAAAAUACCCGCCCGCGUGCAACACCGCUCUCCCCACCGCGUGACGCCCGGAAUUUCUCCCCUGAGCAUGGCCUUUGCUGUUUCCUGAGUAGGGUCAUUCCGAGGGGGAGGUACACGUUCCUCCAGAAUCCCUCCAGAGGGCCGGCUCCUCCGCGGGGAGUGGGGGGAGUUUCAGGAGGGCUCCGGGAGCGGGAGCUGUGCCCACAGCCUGCCCCACGGACGCGCCCCAUCCGCCCUCCUCCGCACAGGCUCGCUCCCCACAGGGCAAAGCCGUUCCUGGCCCUGUGGUGAAAAGGGGUCUCGCCACUUCCAGGCCUGGACUCCACCAGCCCCACCUCCAACACGCUCCUGUGGGAAGCAGUGCUGGGGAGAGAGUCCCCCAAAGGGUCUUCCCAGAAUCUGGGGACCAAGCCAGGUCCACACCGUGUCCAGGAUGGCCCAGGCUUCCAGAGCCCCCAGUCUGAGACAAUCGCUCUGUACAGGCUGAACUGCGUCCCCCAAAUUCACGUGUUGAAAUCCCACCCCCCCACCUCCCCCCCGUACCUCAGCCCGCGACUGUUUGGGGAGAGGCCUUUGCAGAGGUGACGUUAAAAUGAGGCCAUCAGGGUGCUAGAAAGGAAGAGGCACCGGGGCGUGCGUGUGCACAGAGGAGCGGCCGAGGGAGGACACGGGGAGAGGACAGCCAUCAGCCAGGAAAGGACAGAGGCCCCUGCAGAAAACAACCCCCUGGCGCCUUCAUCUCGGCCCCCUGGCCCCCAGACCUGAGGAAACAAAUCUCCGCUGCAGAGCCACCUAGGCUGCGGUGUCCCGUCACGGUGCCCCAGCCUCAGCCUUGCCCUAGCCUGAGUGGCAGCCAGGGGACAGAGUGCCCAGUGAUAAUGACAUGCACCCAGACACGACAGGGGCCAGGCCGGCCACAGGAAUGAGGCCUGCAGUCCCAACUUUCAAAUUCAAAGGUCUGAAGACAGCACUAGGCCUGCCUACCCCCACCCCCGCCCCGACUCACACGCACAGUGGGACUCACAGGGAGUCCCUGGUAACGUCUGAGCCCCUCUGUCUGCUCUUGACUUUUCUUCUGCCUGUUACGUGCACGAUCACAGCUCACUUCUCACGGGCCACCAUGUCGUUAAGUCCCCUUCAACAGAGUGUGCACGACUCAUGCAGGUAGGACACCGGACUUCUGUGACUCAUCCACGCACACGUCCUACAGGUACCAGCCAUGUGGGUCCGUCUUUAAUUAUGUUAAAUAUUAAUAAAGGUACAGCAUAACUGCAAUUCACUUAACAUACCGACUAAGGGAGUACAAUUUAAUACAAUCUGAUAUACAGCUUUUGAGAACACAAAUUCAUUUCAAUACCAGGUCGUGAGAAAUGCUCCAUUUUGCUUUGGUUUUGAAUGACAGGCUUGAGAACCGCCGCCCGGAACGGUGCCUGUGCCGCCUGUCACCAAGAGCCGGGCCUCCACUAAGAGAAAGCCAAGGCAACAGGUGUGCCCUCUGCAGAAAGGCCCCCGAGAGGAAACCGUCCGAUGGCCUUGGUUGGCACAAAGGAGGGGCCUGCGUAUAUAAAAACGAUCCGCAUA
Messenger RNA from Lemur catta (Ring-tailed lemur), 3315 nucleotides. RefSeq lists its product as uncharacterized. The record is from RefSeq and is a predicted model, not a curated record. Bases 694 to 1419 code for a protein of 241 amino acids. The transcript is spliced from 3 exons. Lineage: Eukaryota; Metazoa; Chordata; Mammalia; Primates; Lemuridae.